This is a messenger RNA of Myodes glareolus (Bank vole), 3393 nucleotides long. RefSeq names its product grainyhead like transcription factor 1 (gene Grhl1). Gene Ontology annotation, cellular component: nucleus. The record is from RefSeq and is a predicted model, not a curated record. Gene Ontology annotation, biological process: regulation of transcription by RNA polymerase II. NCBI's taxonomy places the organism in Eukaryota, Metazoa, Chordata, Mammalia, Rodentia, Cricetidae. Gene Ontology annotation, molecular function: DNA-binding transcription activator activity, RNA polymerase II-specific; RNA polymerase II cis-regulatory region sequence-specific DNA binding.
GUCACCUGCCGAGCUGCGGGAGCAAGAGAUCUAGGGGAAGGUUGAAGUGUUCGCUGCCCGCGCGUUCUCUUCGCUGCGGCUGCUGUGUGAGAAAACGGCUGUGGGUGUUCUCGGGCCCUUGCAUCACCGAUGCAAAAGGCCAGUGCUGGUCCUUCAGAACGAGGCCCUUUAUCCGCAGCGGCGCUCGUAUACCAGCGAGGAUGAGGCCUGGAAGUCUUUCCUGGAAAACCCUCUCACUGCGGCCACCAAGGCCAUGAUGAGCAUCAACGGGGAUGAAGACAGCGCAGCCGCGCUGGGCCUGCUCUAUGACUACUACAAGGUUCCCAGAGAGCGCAGGUCAUCCACAGCAAAGCCAGAGGGGGAGCACCCGGAACCAGAGCACAGCAAAAGAAACAACAUACCAAAUGUGACGGAGCAGCCCCUCAUUUCUGCUGGAGAAAACAGGGUGCAAGUGCUGAAGAACGUGCCCUUCAACAUUGUCCUCCCCCACGGCAACCAGCUGGGCACUGAUAAGAGAGGCCACCUGACAGCUCCCGAUACUACAGUCACUGUCUCCAUAGCAACCAUGCCUACCCACUCCAUCAAGACAGAAAUCCAGCCUCACGGCUUUACUGUGGGAAUCCCCCCGACGGUGUAUCAUCCUGAGCCCACCGAGCGUGUAGUGGUUUUCGACCGGAGCCUCAACACUGACCAGUUCAGCUCUGGCGCUCAACCACCCAAUGCUCAGCGGAGGACUCCAGACUCCACCUUCUCGGAGACCUUCAAGGAGGGCGUUCAGGAGGUUUUCUUCCCUUCGGACCUCAGUCUCCGGAUGCCGGGCAUGAACUCGGAGGACUAUGUGUUUGACAAUGUUUCUGGGAACAACUUUGAGUACACCCUAGAAGCCUCCAAGUCACUGCGGCAGAAGCAAGGGGACAGCACCAUGACAUACCUGAACAAAGGCCAGUUCUACCCUGUCACCUUGAAGGAAGUGAGCAGCAAUGAAGGGAUCCACCACCCGAUCAGCAAAGUUCGAAGCGUGAUCAUGGUGGUUUUUGCUGAAGACAAAAGCAGGGAAGACCAGUUAAGACACUGGAAGUAUUGGCACUCCCGGCAGCACACGGCCAAGCAGAGGUGCAUUGACAUCGCCGACUAUAAGGAAAGCUUCAACACCAUCAGCAACAUCGAAGAGAUUGCUUACAACGCCAUCUCCUUCACCUGGGACCUCAGUGAUGAAGCGAAGGUGUUCAUCUCCGUGAACUGCUUAAGCACCGAUUUCUCUUCUCAGAAGGGCGUGAAGGGCUUGCCCCUCAACAUCCAGAUUGACACCUACAGCUAUAACAACCGCAGCAACAAGCCAGUACACCGGGCCUACUGCCAGAUAAAGGUCUUCUGUGACAAGGGAGCUGAACGGAAAAUCAGGGACGAAGAACGAAAGCAAAGCAAGAGAAAAGUUUCUGACGUUAAAGUACAGCUGCUUCCCUCACACAAACGGACAGACAUCACGGUGUUCAAGCCCUUCCUGGAUCUGGAUACCCAGCCUGUCCUCUUCAUCCCGGACGUGCACUUUACUAACCUGCAGCGGGGCAGCCAUGUUCUCUCCAUGCCCUCGGAAGAGCUGGAAGGUGAAGGGUCUGUCUUGAAAAGGGGGCCGUUCGGAACCGAAGAUGACUUUCUAGUUCCUCCACCAGCUAAGCUGACCCGGACAGAAGAACCGAAGAGAGUGCUGCUCUAUGUCCGAAAGGAGUCCGAAGAAGUCUUCGAUGCCCUGAUGCUCAAGACCCCGUCUCUGAAGGGCUUGAUGGAGGCGAUCUCAGACAAGUAUGAUGUCCCCCAUGACAAGAUUGGGAAAAUAUUUAAGAAGUGCAAGAAAGGGAUCCUGGUGAACAUGGAUGACAACAUCGUGAAACACUAUUCCAAUGAAGACACCUUCCAGCUGCAGAUUGAAGAAGCUGGUGGGUCGUACAAGCUCACCCUAACAGAGAUUUAAGGUGUGGGGCACUCAGCCCCCACGUGUGGGAGUUCAGUGAGAGUGUUCCAGAACUUACAGUCCGGCCAGCUGAGGAGCCCGGGCACCCACCAACAUCUUGACUAUCAGGGAAGGAACUUCUCACGUAGGAGAUGACGCUGUGUAUAUUGUGCUGUGUUGGUGUUUCCCAUGUGAUGGAAAUCCAUGCGUUGUUGUGUUUGAAUUUCUUAUAUGCUUAGAAAGCAAAACAUGAGAACUUUGUACUGGAUCUAACAGACCUUGGGAACCUUUGGGGUCUGCUACAUUACUUACCAAAUCUCGGGAGAUCUGCCUAUGUCCGUGAUAGCAGUGGGCUACUGGCUGCCGAGGGUCAGGAAGGCAAUAGCUUGUCUUUGAGGAUUUUGUGUUCUUGCCUGACCUCAGUCUAAUUCCAGCUGCCUUGGGGAAUGGGCCCAGCCCUGAGCAAUAAAGGAUUGAGCCCUCUCCCUCCACUUCUCCCCUUCUGAUGUUUACUAAUUAGGGUGCCUUCCUGGAACCUUCCUUGCGACUUCCUUGGACAUACCAACUACCUUUCUUAUGAAGAACUUAAGUGGGUGGCAGCGUGAAGUUUAGUUCAGCUAAAGCUGCGUUGUAUAUAAGUGCAAUAUCUUUUUGAAGGUCUGCCUGUAAAUGUGUACAUACAUGUCUGAUAUAAAUAUAUAAUAUAUAAAUACAGUGUCUGUGUACAGAUAGUGGAGGCGAGCGGGAAGAUCUACUUUGCAAACCCUCCCCAGAGAAGAGGGUAAGCUAUUUUUGAUAACGUGGACCAAGCAGGUGGAACCAAGCAAGUGUUCCCUAGCAUAGCAAAAAGCCAUCUCAAGUAGCGGAGCCACCUGCUCUUGAGACUGCUGUCACCAUGUGGGUUUCUACGCCCUGAGUGGAGCUAAUGGAAGACUCAGCUGCAACUACUGUACGGGGUGCGUAUGCAGUGUCAGCAAAGCUGUGCCCAUGCGGAUCACAGCUGUCAACGUGAGCCAGCGAUGCACCCCAAAACGGGCCUACUUCUGCGAGCACUGUGUUUCAGAACUUCCAAACCGAGGCUACCGUGCGCUAACUAGAAAGCUCUCAUGGAUUUACAUUACUGUGGCAGGGGAAUGUUUUGUACACACUUAAAUAUUUAAGAAAAAACUUUGCAAUGUAAUUUUAUAACAAAUCCUGUAACAGAAAUACAAUUGCGGGUCUCUUUAGGUUCAGGGAACUAGAAUAGGUCAUUUGUAUGAGUAGAAAUGUUAGCUGUAUACCUAGGUAAAAAUAUUCUAAUGAAGUAUGUGAACAAAAUAGCUGGUUUUCUAAGCUACGGGAUACGGGUCAUAUAACACUAUUUUAUAUUUUUGUUUUAUGAAAUCAAUUUUACUUGUUUUAAUUGUAUCAUUGAAUGCGUUUUAAACUAAAGGGAUUGAAUUUUA